UUUAUCAUUAACAGUUACGCUAAGGCUGUUUUUUAUUUGUUUGUACUUGGACUUGCAAAACUCAGAGCUGGAGCCAAUUCAACCAAAAUGUAUUAACCGCAACAAACACAGAAGUUGCUGAAAAAGCUCAGCAGGUCUGGCAGCAUCUGUGAAGAGAAAUCAGAGUUAACGUUUCGGCUUUUACUAGAUGAGUUGGUAAAUUACUGCCCAGCCAAGAAGAACAGCAGGAAUUUGUUAGAACAAAGGUGGUUUCAAGAUGUCAUGUCCCAAAGAGCAGUCAAGUUAUUCUCUCACUUUAAACAUAGCGACUUCAAUUAUUUUGUCGUUUUAUGCAUGUCAAUUUUCUAUGUUUAAAAAAUCGCUGUUUCCAAUUUAUGUUCUGUUGAUAUUAUUUCUUCCUCAGGAAGAGAGAUGAAAACACAUUUAGGUGAAAGGUAUUCGAGUAACUACACAUUCAAAGCACAAACACUCUCCUGUAAAUGUGCAAACUUGCCUGGGGAAUCUUCAAAUCCGAUCAGGAAAAUCGAACGGGACGGAACCGUAUCAUCAGAUGCAGCGCCAAGGUUUGACAAAAAAUAUUAAAGUGGGACAACAAUUUUUCAAAACGCCUUUCUCACUUUACAAACGCCACCCAUAGCAAGCCGCUCCCGACGGCCAGGCCUAGCCAGGUUACCCUGGUAACGGGAGAGGAUGACCCAGUGACCCGGAAGGAGACCCCGCUGAUGGACAGGCGCUGGGGGGCGGGGUAAGGAGGUCGGGCCGAAGAUGGCGGUAGUAGCGGUUUGUUGGAAGCGUCUCGGUUUUUACUCGCUCUUGGCCGGCUAUUUCUUCCGCUGGUGCGCGGUGGCAGCCGAGAAGGUGGCGUCGGUGGAUGUUUUCCUGAUGGAUUCUCGAACGGGUUGGUCCGCGGAGUUCGGCUUCAAGUCGGGCAGCAGCUAUCGCCUGCAGGGCACCGUAUUGGCGCUUGGUAGCGGGUCUGACAGUCCCGGCCAAGGUAACCAGGGGCUGCGCGUCUUUCCAAAACAUAACCAGGACAGCUUAGAAGGAAGCUUAAUAUUAGUUAAAGAUGAACAGUUGGACAUCCGGCCAGACACUGGAGAGAAAUGGAUUGGUGUUGUGCCUGUUGAUGAAGAGCAAGUUGAAGGAAAAGGGAACAACAAGCAGGAAUCAUUUGCUGCAGCUGUUGUUAAUAAGAUGAAAAGAGCACUUGUUCUGGGAGCUUCUGCCUUUUUGAUUCUGGUUUUAAAUCAGAAUGCAUUCACUGAGAUGGACAUUUCUCAAGUGCUUUCAAAACCUGUUGUCAUAAUGCAGAGCUCUGAAAAUGUAACCAAGCUUCUGGGAGCCCUAUUAAGUGGUCUUCGUGCAUCAGCCAAAAUAACUUUUAAAAGCAUAAUUCAAGACAAUCUGGGAGUAACAUUAACACUAUGGUCAACCUGUGGACGUUCACGAGGUGGUCUGUAUGGAGAAUGGCAAGGUGUGAUUUGUACAGGAGAGAACAGCUCACAAGUUCAGAAAUAUCUGCAGCAGUUGUGGAACACUAUCCUAUUAGUGGGUUUAAUCUUAAGUACUGGAGUCAUUGUGCAAGCUCAGUGGCAAUAUAGACACCAUGAACCAAGUACGGAAGAGAUGGAGAUGGGUUUGAAGCAACAAAUCCUAAAGCAAUUAUCAGCGCUGAAGACCCGAAAGUAUUAUCCAAAUAAAAAAUGGAAAACACAGUUGCAAGAACUUGAGAGCUGUGCAGUGUGUUUGGAAGAGUUCCAUAAAAAUCAGUGUCUACGAGUUCUGCCAUGUCUACACGAGUUUCACAGGGAUUGUGUUGAUCCCUGGCUCCUACUUCAACAGACAUGCCCCCUCUGUAAACGGCAUGUCCUAGGUGAUCUGUGUGAGAACAGCUGAAUGUAUUCUCUCGUGGACGGAAAACAGGAGACUUCUGCGGCCCGAUUUUAUGUACACCUUGAAACUUUUUAUAUUGCACUUUAUUCGUUACGUUCUGAACAACCAGUUCAAUUUGUGGUAAUCAAGUGAACAUUGACUUUAACAUCCACAAUAAGAUAUAUCCUGUUAUUGUGUUGGAAUGUUUGGUUUAUUGACUCACACAAACAAGAUGUGAAGUAUACCACAUAUAGAUCUGUGAUGCAACGGUCACUUGUUUCUGGAAUGCUCAUGAAUAAUGAGACAAUUAGAUGGACUAUUCAAGUUAGUGGUUAAGCCAUUGAAGGUUAGCCAUUUUCUUCAUUAUGUUCACGCUGCAAUAACAGUGCUUUUCCCCUUUUUAUUUAUUGAUUAUAUUUAUUCUCCUGAAAUUUUACAUAUGCCUAUUGUGAAAAUGCUGGUAGUUAUUUUGUCUUUAUUGACACUUCCAACUUAUAAAUCAGAGGAGAGAUGCAAAGUCUUUGGCUUUCACAGUUGAACUGUAUUUGGGCAUUAAAAUCUUUUCAAGUUUUUGGCAAAUUGUACUGUGCUUGGGAACCAGUUCAUGGUUUGGCUGCUGUAUAUUCCAAACAGUUGAGUCUAAAUGAACCAAUUUAUUAUCUCUGAGUAUCUAUUGCCAUUUGGAUUCUUGGAAAAUUAUUGAGAAGGUUAUAAAUCUUAGCAACCCCAGAAACUUUUCCACCUAAUCAGAAAAACCUUAUUAACUCUGAUCUUCCUCUCACAUAUUUGGGACUUAUAAGCAUCUGAUCAUGUUCCAUCAGUGUGUUUUAACAUUUAUUGAUAUGAGAAUUGGCUGCAUCACUGUUGGCAAAUGCAGGCAAUAGUCUCCCUGUAGUUUUUCCAACAAUUAAUGAGGUGAUAUUUGAGGUUUAGAAUGAUCUGCAUCUCCCUAAAUGUUUCCCAGAAGGGGAUUAAACUGUCAUUAUUUAGUGCUGAUUUGGAGGUACCAGUGGUGGACUGAGGUGUACAAAGUUUAAAAAUCACACAACACCAGGUUAUAGUCCAACAGGUUUAUUUGGAAGCACUAGC
Chiloscyllium plagiosum (whitespotted bambooshark) is the source of this 2961-nucleotide messenger RNA. It is a transcript of the gene rnf215, whose product is annotated as ring finger protein 215. Lineage: Eukaryota; Metazoa; Chordata; Chondrichthyes; Orectolobiformes; Hemiscylliidae. The record is from RefSeq and is a predicted model, not a curated record.